AAACUAACUUUUAUUGCACAAUGUUUACUUUUCGCCGGCGACCGCGACAAAACUAUGGGCUCUACUUGUUGGCCGUUCAACUCUUCAGUGCACGCUACAUUCCGCCGACCACUCUAAGUGCCAUAUUGCUACAAAUUGCGAUAUUCCUUGAAGCAAUGUGUCUUCUGCCAUCUCGUGUGCUGUAUCGUUCGGAAUGGUUACGAAUGCUUGCA
This is a messenger RNA of Gongylonema pulchrum, 212 nucleotides long. The record is from the annotation of a GenBank genome assembly. NCBI's taxonomy places the organism in Eukaryota, Metazoa, Nematoda, Chromadorea, Rhabditida, Gongylonematidae.